AUGAAUUCUGAUGAAAUACAACAGUCUACAACUAUUCUUGUUGAUCAUAGUGAAAAUGUUCCUUUAAAAUCUGAGAAACACAAGAUUCAUGAUUGGUUAUUAUGGUCUUUUAUCAAUAUAUUUUUUGGAUUUGGUGUUGGCUUCAUUCCUUUGAUUUUUUCAUUAAUUUGUCGACAUAAAAAACAUAAUCAUGAUUUAAAAUUCGCUCAGAAGAUGAGUACAGUAGCGUUUACACUUAACAUUGCUACUACAAUUAUUGAAAUCAUCAAUUGGAUUGGAUUAAUUUCGUACAUAUUUGUUCAUAUUCACUCCGAAUCUUUUAUUGAUAAAACACGUGAAGAAAAUUAUAAUGAAAUUAUCAAUUUUUUUUCUAAUAUGAAGUCACUUUGUAAAUAA
This is a messenger RNA of Adineta steineri, 396 nucleotides long. The record is from the annotation of a GenBank genome assembly. Lineage: Eukaryota; Metazoa; Rotifera; Eurotatoria; Adinetida; Adinetidae.